CUUUUACCUUCUGAUUGUAUUCUUGUCUCUUUGUUUUUAGAGUUAUGUCUGUCCCGGGAUUUAUUUCUUGUGCAGCAUUUUGGUCAACCAUGUGUUGUGUUUUUAAAGUGUUAUAUAAAUACUUGUGGUAUGGUAUGUUAUGGUAAAAGUAAUACUUAAACUCAGUUUUCGCUUUAAGUAAGAAAAGGAUAACUAUCAGGAUAAUUUAUGUUAAUAUUCACUUCUAGUCAAACAAUAGCACAAUAGUCUGAAAGAUUUAUUUCCAAAGCCCUUAUAAAGUUCGGGAACUGCAAAUACCUUAAAACCCAUCCCGAGAUGCAUUAUCUUAGUUUAUUAUAGUUACCAAGUGGGCAUUUCACAUGCACUAUGAUGACUGGAUAAUAUCAUGUUGAAAUUUUGUGACAAAAAACUUUAUGGGUGCGAUAACAAGUUGACUGCUGAGUAUAUAAGCUGCAAGUGAAGCAGGUUGGAAGACAAACGGAUUCGCCAUGUGGUCACUCUUGUUUCUUUGCAGUGUGCUCUCCACAAUUGGAGUGCAAGGACAGACAACAAUGGAAAUGGAAACAGAAAUAUCAAGUUCUUCAGGGGCACCCUGUGGUGGGACCAUGCAUGGCAGCAGUGGCACUUUUUACAGCCCUAACUAUCCAAGCAACUACCCAAACAAUGCCGCCUGUACAUGGUACAUUAGACCUGGCCGUCCAGUUGUUCGACUUGAAUUCAGCUCUGUGAACAUUGAGUGCAGUCAUGAUGACAUUUACAUCUAUGAUGACUCUAAUACUGGAGGAAGGCUUCUGGGAACAUACUGUGGAUCAAGGGAGACCGUCUUCUCCUCAACUGGUUCUUACUUAACUGUGCGCUUCAGCAGUGAUGGCACAGUGAACUACUCAGGGUUCCGUGCCAACUACAAAGUAGUGGGAGGUUCCUGUGCUUCCAACUGUGGAUACCAAGUUGGAAACUGCUCCUGUUCUGAUUACUGUAGACACAAUGGGGACUGUUGUCCAGACCAUGAAAUUUACUGCUCAGAAACCACCUAUCCCCCAAUGACCACAGCUCAGCCAUCAUGUCGUCACAACUGUGGUAGACACAUGGGAAGCUGCUCCUGCUCAAGCUCCUGUCAGUACAAUGGAAACUGUUGUCAUGACUACUACUCUUACUGCCCAUUUACCUCUGUCGAACCAACAACAGCUCAGCCAUCAUGUCGUUAUAACUGUGGUAGUCACAUGGGAAGCUGCUCCUGCUCAAGCUCCUGCCAAUACAAUGGAAACUGUUGUCAUGACUACUACUCACACUGUGCAGCAACAACACCCUCAGUAGGGUCAUGUGGAGGUUCUCUGUUUGGCUCUGGCACCUUUUCCAGUCCGAACCAUCCCUCGUACUACUUUGACAAUGCCUAUUGUGUCUGGCACCUCAGAGCUGCAUAUGACCAAAGAAUUUUCCUGGCAUUCACAUACCUGCAAUUGGAGAACUGCUGCAGCUGCGACUACAUUUCAAUCUACGACGGGCCCUCUGUUAAUUCAAAGUAUUUGGGAAAAGUGUGCAACAACAGCCUGAAUACUUUUUACUCCUCCUCCAACUACAUGACUGUGGUCUUCCGGACUGAUGGUUCUGUGGUCGGCCGAGGAUUCAGUGCAGAGUUCAUGAGCUCUCUGAAACCCACCUCAGGUCGAGUGGACUGUUCCUCAAACAACAUGAACAUUGUAAUUGAGAGAAGCUAUCUGAACUCUCUGGGCUAUGAUGGUCACAGUUUGUUCCUGGAUGAUCCACACUGCAGACCACAGGUAUCCACAUACCAGGUGGUCUUCAGCUUCCCCCUCAACACCUGUGGCAACAUUAGAAAGUUUGAUAAUGGCAGAAUUGUGUACACCAACAAUGUCCGUGCCUACCCCUCCAACAACGGAGAGAUCACCCGCCAGUCUCACCUCAAGAUGAAUGUGGCCUGUCUCAUGGAGCAAGACUCAGUAUCCCAGAACAUAUUUGCUAUUCAUCAUGGUUCAAACAGCAGCAUCACUGGUUCAGGCAGAUAUAAUACCAGCAUGGCUUUCUACACAUCCAGCAGCUUCUAUGAUAAGGUGACUGAAGUUCCAUAUGAGGUAGCACUCAGCCAGGACUUGUAUGUCCAAGUGGACCUGCAGGGGCGUGACAGCGCCCUCGUCCUCUUCCUGGACACCUGUGUAGCCUCACCAUCACCCUUUGAUUUCCAUACCAGAGCUUACUACUUGGUUCGUGAUGGAUGUCGUGUUGAUAACACCUACUGGCCCAUAAGUAGUGGCACCGAAUCCUUGGCCCGUUUCACAUUUAAGGCCUUCCAGUUCCUGCGGGCGACAGAUACAGUGUACAUCCAAUGCAAGGUCCUUAUAUGUCCCGCAUCAGAUGGUAAUUCACGCUGCCGCCGUGGUUGCAAUGGACGUGCUAUCAGAGACGUGUCAUCAGAGCACAAAAGCCAAACAAUAGUUGUGGGUCCGAUUAAACUCAAAGAACCUGAGAAAAAGGGAGAAUGAAGAGCAGAACAAGGCUCAACUCAAAACUGCAGUGAUCUGUUCCAAUCAACUUCCUGCUCUUUUCACUGAUUAGCUGAAUUCUACCACAUAUUUCUGUCCUAUUAUCUGAUUAAAUGC
Molecule: messenger RNA, 2615 nt
Organism: Melanotaenia boesemani (Boeseman's rainbowfish)
Lineage: Eukaryota; Metazoa; Chordata; Actinopteri; Atheriniformes; Melanotaeniidae
Gene: cuzd1.2
Product: CUB and zona pellucida-like domains 1, tandem duplicate 2
Exons: 17
Coding region: 489-2498 (669 amino acids)
Cellular component (GO): cell surface
Source: RefSeq, a predicted model, not a curated record